Molecule: messenger RNA, 2755 nt
Organism: Labrus mixtus (cuckoo wrasse)
Lineage: Eukaryota; Metazoa; Chordata; Actinopteri; Labriformes; Labridae
Gene: gjd1b
Product: gap junction delta-2 protein
Exons: 2
Coding region: 1219-2139 (306 amino acids)
Biological process (GO): cell communication
Cellular component (GO): connexin complex
Source: RefSeq, a predicted model, not a curated record
GGGAGCGAGAGGGAGCGAGAGGGGGGAGGAGCACAGAGAUGAUUCCUCGCUCUAAUCCUGUAGACACACGCUUGGUCUGGCUGCCUACUGGCUCAGAGAGAGAGUGAGAGAGAGACGGAGGCAGGUGGAGGGCAGAAGCAGAGAGAGGGAGACCAAGUGGGAAGGAAAAAAACAAGAUGAAGGGAAGAGAGGAGAGGAUAGCUGCCCCUCGUAAACUACGCUGAGAGAAACACGGAGAGCGACAGAGAGAGGCAGUGAGAAGGAGGAGGAGGAGGAGGACUUGAGAAACCAGUGACGGUUUGGAGCACAGGGAAGGAGACGGAGCAGCAGCAGCAGCAGGAGGAGGAGUGAGCGAUGCUUCAGUCCAGCGCUGCAUGAUCCAAACCAGGAGAGAAGGCAAGGAGCAACAGAAGAGGAGAAGGGAACCGUUGAAAAAUAAGCUUGAAGAGAGGACAGAAAACAAGGGGACAGAAUAGAGGAUGGAGGAGUGCACAACGAGCAGACACACAGAUCCCUGGUUGCUCCGGCUCACAUGAGUGCAUGGACUUGAACCUCCCCCCCCCCACCCCCCACCCCCCCUAGAGUUACUACAAGAUGCUGUCAAAGAACCAGUGUGAGGGCGCACUGUUAGUGUGUGAGUGAUGGGUGCCUGUUUGCACAAACCACCAUUGCUACCUGAAACUCAGUAGAAUUAGAUGAGCGCUGGUGUCCCCAGGUGCUUGUGUGUGUGUGUGUGUUGUGUGAGAACAUCUGACUGAGCAGCUGUUUAGGGGGCUAAACAGGGUCAUAUGCACCCAGAGCAGAGAAAAAGGCAGGAGAAGUUGACACGUUCACCUGAGCACGUGCAUGGACGGAGAAUUAAACACACACACAGACAUGAGAAUGGGUGUGUGUGCAGCUAGCAGAUAGACGAGAGUCAGUCCAAGCAUCUCAGGUGUAGUUCAAGGCUUGGUUUUUAUUUUGGGAUUUUGUCAAAAAGAAAGGAGAAGGGUGAUCACAGCGGCAACAAUGAGGUGCCACUGAGCUGCUUGGUUGCUCUUUACACCUGAGAAGCCGUCUGAAGCCACAGCCUACCUCAUCUCUACUCAACAAGUGGACUUAAAGACUCAAAAAAGAGGACUCUGACACCGGCGCUGGUGCCCUGCUGACUUGGAAACCCGCUUGAAGUGGGGUCCGCUCUGAUUCUCUGUGCCCAGUGGAUGCCUCCAAACUCCAACCAUGGGAGAAUGGACCAUCCUGGAGCGCCUCCUAGAGGCCGCCGUGCAGCAGCACUCUACUAUGAUUGGAAGGAUCCUUCUGACAGUCGUGGUGAUCUUCCGUAUCCUGAUCGUGGCCAUCGUUGGGGAGACCGUGUAUGAGGAUGAGCAGACCAUGUUUAUCUGCAACACUCUCCAGCCGGGCUGCAACCAGGCCUGCUAUGACAAAGCCUUCCCCAUUUCACACAUCCGCUACUGGGUCUUCCAGAUCAUUCUGGUGUGCACGCCCAGCCUCUGCUUCAUCACCUACUCCGUCCACCAGUCGGCCAAGCAGAAAGACCGCCGCUACUCUUUUCUCUAUCCCAUCAUGGAGAGGGACUACGGGGGAAGGGACGGGGCGCGAAAGCUUCGCAACAUUAACGGGAUACUUGUUCAACAUGGCGGUGACGGCGGAGGAGGGAAGGAAGAGCCAGACUGCCUGGAGGUGAAGGAGAUCCCAAACGCCCCCCGUGGUCUCACUCAUGGAAAGAGCUCUAAGGUGCGCCGGCAAGAAGGGAUCUCCCGCUUUUACAUCAUCCAGGUGGUGUUCAGAAACGCGCUGGAGAUCGGUUUCCUGGCGGGCCAGUACUUCCUUUACGGCUUUAGCGUCCCCGGGAUCUUCGAAUGUGACCGCUACCCGUGUCUGAAAGAGGUGGAGUGCUACGUGUCUCGCCCCACGGAAAAAACGGUUUUCCUGGUCUUCAUGUUUGCAGUGAGCGGUAUCUGCGUAGUCCUCAACCUGGCCGAGCUCAACCAUCUGGGCUGGCGCAAGAUCAAGGCCGCCAUCAGGGGCGUCCAGGCCCGCAGGAAGUCUAUCUGUGAGAUCAGGAAGAAGGACAUGGCGCAUCUUUCCCAACCACCCAAUCUGGGACGCACACAGUCCAGCGAAUCAGCCUACGUCUGAUGAAGAAAAGAAAAAGGAGGAGGAGUGGGACGAGGAUAUGUAUUAAUUAUGAUUUUAAUUUAAUAAAGAUGAUGGAGAGGUCAAACAAGAUGACCUCUCCUCUGUGCUCAAGGAAUGAAACUGAAUUUAAAGACCAAACCUCUGGCUCCAGGACUUGAUGAGUCAUUAAAGAAAAGAGGAAGAAGACUAUUACAAAGAGAGAGAGGAUUAAAGAGGACCAAAAGCUGAACACGAUGAACACAUUAUGGUCUCACAGGGAGAACAUUCAACUGCCAUUUUAUACGUUUUUCUUUCUUUGACUAAUUGCUCCCUCCCCUGCCCCUCCUUUUCUUGUGGACCUGGAUCCUCGAGGGUCUGGAGAGGAACGGCCUAGAGAUGAGAAAAAGAAGGGAGGUGAGAGAUGAGAGGCUGUUUUGUAUUCUUUGGGGGAUAUUGGAAGAUGAUGGCGGUGUUUGAUGCAUCCCAUGGUGCUUUUCUUCUGGACUGUGUCAGCCUCGAUUAAAAAAGGAAAAGACAGGAUAGGAAAUGGGACGGGGAGGAUGAGCAGCGACAUUAUUAAAAGAGGAACGGAAGAACUGUCAGGGCGAUGACGGACCCGAGAAGAAGAAGGUGAGUU